CUGUCGCCAUCACCGUGCAUUCUGGGGACCCAUCAUGAGAAAGGCGCCCACACCUUCUGGGCGGUGGUCAACCGGCUUCCUCUCUCCAGCAACGCGGUGCUCUGCUGGAAGUUCUGCCACGUCUUCCAUAAGCUGCUGCGAGACGGGCACCCAAACGUGAUAAAGGACUCCAUGAGGAACAAGGCUGAUCUGACAGAUAUGAGCAGGAUGUGGGGUCACCUGAGUGAAGGCUAUGGGAAGCUGUGUAGCAUCUACCUCAAACUGCUCAUCACCAAAAUGGAGUUUCACAUCAAAAAUCCUCGUUUCCCUGGCAACCUCCAGAUGUCAAACAGGCAGCUUGAUGAGGCGGGAGAAAAUGAUGUUAAUAACUUCUUCCAGUUGACAGUGGAGAUGUUCGACUACCUUGAGUGUGAGCUCAAUCUCUUUCUGGGAGUGUUUAGCUCUCUUGAUAUGUCUCGGUCGGUGUCGGUAACGGCAGCGGGUCAGUGCCGCCUGGCGCCCCUCAUCCAGGUCAUCCUGGACUGCAGCCACCUGUACGACUACACCGUCAAGCUGCUGUUUAAGCUGCACUCCUGCCUUCCAGCCGACACUCUCCAGGGCCACAGAGAUCGCUUCCAGGAGCAGUUUAAAAAGUUAAAGAGCCUGUUCUAUCGCUCCAGUAACUUGCAGUAUUUCAAAAGGCUCAUUCAGAUCCCACAGUUGCCCGAGAACCCUCCGAACUUCCUACGAGCGUCAGCUCUGUCGGAGCACGUCAGCCCUGUAGUCGUGAUCCCAGCUGAGUCUUCGUCCCCUGAGUUGGAGCACGUGGUGGAAACGGACGACCUGGUGGACACCGACAUCCCCGUGCUGCCGGCCCCUCCGGAGACCAAGUUUGAUGACCUGUUUGGGACGUCAGUUCCUGUUGAUCCAUUCAACUUUAACAGUCAGAACGGCAUGCGCAAGGAUGACAAAGACCGUCUGAUCGAACAGCUGACGAGGGAGAUCCAGGCUCUAAAGGAGGAGCUAGAGUCUUUCAGACUGGAGAGUGGUCGCCUGUGCCAGGCGCUGAGGGGGCGUGUCAGUGAGCUGGAGGCGGAGCUGGCAGAGCAGAGCCACCUGAGGCUGCAGGCUGUGGGAGAGAGCGAGUUCCUGAAGGCCGAGAUGGACGACCUGCGGAGGGUCAGGGAGGACACGGAGAAGGAGCAGCGGUGCCUGACGGAGAUCGAGAAAAAGGCUCAGGCCAAUGAGCAGCGCUACACCAAACUGAAGGAGAAGUACACGGAGCUGGUUCAGAGUCAUGCAGACCUGUUGAGGAAGAACGCAGAGGUGACCCGGCAGAUGACCGUAGCUCAGGCAGCACAAGAUGAAGUGGAUACUGUGAGAAAAGAGAUGCAAGAAAAGGUGAAAGCUGCGCAGGACACUGCAGACAAACAGGAAAGGGAACAGAUGGAGCACCUUCAGGAGCUCCAGAGAGAGCUCGUAUCCACUCGGGCAGAGCUGGACUCCCUGAAGACCACCGUGGCCUCUUCACAGCAGUCGGGCGAGGUGCUUAGCUCUCAGCUGGCUGCUCUGGAGUCUGAAAAGGCCAAGCUGGUGCAGGACUUGUCAAAGGUGGAGGCCGAGCUGGUGGUCCGGGGGGAGGAGCUACAGCAAGCCCAAAGCUCGCUGGUAACCGAGAGGGAGAGCGGGGUGAAAUCGGCGGAGGCCCUGCAGAAUCAGCUCAAUGAGAAGGAGAGCAGGGAGCAGGCUCUGGAGAGCCAGCUGCUGGCAGCCCGCUGGGCCAGUCUGCAGGGCGCUGUGGAGGAGGCAGAGAAGAUCGUCCAGGACUCCCUGGUUCGGAUAGAUGAUCCGGCCCACAUCAGCUGCACCAGCUCCGCAGACUAUCUUGCAUCUAGAUGCCAAGCCUCUUUAGACUGUUUGGACCGAGUACAUUGUGCCAGAGAAACCUUCCUGUCUGACAACACAGGCGUUUCUGAGCUAGUGCGAGUGGUGAUUCAAUGUGGCCACCUCGUGGGCGACACCAUUGUUCAGGGUAGUGCCACCUCCCACAUGGUGCCCGUGGAGCAAGCUGAUGCCCUGUCGGAGAGCGUGAAGACGUGUGGAGCAGAAGCUCUGGCUCUGCUGGGCCAGAUGAAGCAGCAGGACAAGCUGACGGCAGCAGACAACAACAAGCUGAAGGCGGCGCUGCAGGCCAUCCUGGCCACCGCAGAGGAAAUGCUGAACAAGUCUCGAGCAGUUGAUACAGGAAUCAAGAUGGAGGUCAACGAGAGGAUCUUGGCCUCGUGCACCGAGCUGAUGCAGGCGAUCAAGGAGCUGGUUCUUUCUUCCAAACACCUGCAAAGAGACAUCGUGGAGAGCGGGAGGGGGGCAGCCUCCAUGAAGGAAUUUUAUGCCAAGAACUCCCGCUGGACCGAAGGCCUGAUCUCUGCCUCGAAAGCAGUUGGAUGGGGCGCCACGGUCAUGGUUGAUGCUGCAGACCUGGUGGUGCAGGGCAAAGGGAAGUUCGAGGAACUGAUGGUGUGCUCCCACGAAAUAGCCGCCAGCACAGCACAGCUGGUGGCUGCAUCAAAGGUAAAGGCAGACAAAGACAGUGCCAACCUGAGCCGUCUGCAGCAGGCCUCGCGGGGCGUCACGCAGGCCACCGCCGCCGUCGUGGCCUCCACCAAGUCUGGAAAAUCCCAGAUUGAAGAGACAGAAACUAUGGACUUUUCCAGCAUGACUCUUACCCAGAUCAAACGACAAGAGAUGGACGCACAGGUGCUGGUUCUGGAGCUGGAAACCCGUCUGCAGAAGGAGCGAGAACGUCUUGGCGAGCUCAGGAAGAAGCAUUACGAGCUGGCUGGUGUGGCGGAGGGCUGGGGCGAGCAGGGGGAGGGCACGGGGUGAGACCGGCCGCUCCUGUCAGCCACCUUCUCCGUCACCAGACCGGCUUCUGUCUGCCUCUUUCUAUUUAUAGAAACACCUUUCUGUCUCCUUUUUUUACCUGGUUUUGUUUCAUCGUUUGUUCGUUCGUUCGUUCGUUUUUUAUCUAAGCCAAAUGAGAAGGUGCUUCUUUCCCAAACCUGCUUCACCACUCGUGUCCUCACGCUUUCCACAUGAAGCUCCAACAGGGGCGCAUCGGGGGGGGCGGGGCACAGCCUCACAUCUGCCCUGCUUCUCCUCCAGAGCUGCGCCGGUGAGGAGCCCCAGUGAGCUGUGUCCCAGGAUUUGUCCCGUUUAGUUUGUCUCUUGUUUUUCCUCUCGCGGUUCUUGACGACGCCACCCUCACCGAGGAGCCCCCGCGAACACGCUGCAGGCACAGAGUUCUCAGGACAUCAGAAAGACUCAGCGCACAGGGGCCAAACUGUGAGCAGCCCGUGUGGGGGCCGUGUGGGGUGGUGGGUCAGAGACCACAGCUGCCGGCCGUCACACCUCUGCGCAGCUCUCCUGUUUUCCUGUUCUGGCAGUUUGAGCCCCCCCCCCCCCCCCCCCCGCAACAAUUCUUUCCUCACUGUGAGCUAUCACCUUAUCAGGUCCACAGGGCUCGUACCGGCUGGUUCUCUGGACUUGCUGCCUUUCAUGUCCUCACCAUUUUAACGACCAUGACUGUUAACUUAAGCAACCUUCCCCUCACGAGUUCCUUUUUUGUCUUUUUAUUUUAUUUUUUUUACCCCUCUUUUACCUUUUUUACCUCACACGGAAACUCUUAAAACGUCUCCUCAAAUCGUUUCCAU
Menidia menidia (Atlantic silverside) is the source of this 3692-nucleotide messenger RNA. The record is from the annotation of a GenBank genome assembly. NCBI's taxonomy places the organism in Eukaryota, Metazoa, Chordata, Actinopteri, Atheriniformes, Atherinopsidae.